Messenger RNA from Micromonas commoda, 702 nucleotides. RefSeq lists its product with no specific name. The record is from RefSeq and is a predicted model, not a curated record. Lineage: Eukaryota; Viridiplantae; Chlorophyta; Mamiellophyceae; Mamiellales; Mamiellaceae. The transcript is spliced from 2 exons. The coding region runs from base 1 to 702 and encodes 233 amino acids.
AUGGCGUCGACCGCGAGCUUCAAGCCGUGCCCGUGCUGCGCGGGCACCGGCAUCAGGCCCUCCGCCCGCGCUCCCGCGAGGAUCGUCGCGUCCGCGGCGCCCAAGGACGCUUCUGGGGUUGAGACUAAGCGCGUGGACCUCAUCCGCGGCGACGAUCGCGACGCCGUCGGCGCGUCCGCCAGCCGCAGCCCCGAUGCGUCGUCGCCCGCGGUGGGCCGACGCGCGGGCCUCAUCUCCCUCGCGGCCGCGACGCUCUCGUUCGCGGGCGCGCAGGUGGGUCAGGACGCGAACGCGCUGGACGACACCGACUGCUUGGAGUGCGGCGGUGCGGGCAUCGUGGUGUGCGACAUGUGCGGAGGCACCGGCAAGUGGAAGGCGCUCAACCGCAAGAGGGCGCAGGACACGUACGAGUUCACCGAGUGCCCCCAGUGCUUCGGCAGAGGCGUGCGCGUGUGCGGCGUGUGCUUCGGCACGGGCGAGAGGAACGUGCGCGGCUUACUGCGACGCCCGGAGGCGACGGAGAUCGUCAAGGCGAUGCAGCGCGGCGAGCUCCGCCCGGGUGACGCGCAGAGGAUGAUCAAGGAGGCGAGAGAGGCGAAGCGAGCCGCCGCAUCUGGAGCCGGAGACGCAUUCGCCGACGUCGCGCCGGCGGUCGCGGAGGCUGUCGAGACCGCGGUGGACGCCGCCGUCGACGCCGCGUAG